AUGAACUUGCCGCCGCCACCACCAUAUCCUUUGAACCCACGUGGCCACUACCGCUCCGUGAGACGCAUCUGUCCGCGUGCCGGUCGACAUAAAGGAAACAGCCGGCUAACCACAAUUCCAGAGUACAUAGUUAACAAACAGAGUGAGGAAUAUCAAGCAAUUGCCUGGAUUAUAUUACAACAGUCAAUCUCUAAUUUAGUGAAACAACUGACUUCAGAAGACAAAGCCAGGGAAGUCGCAAAAAAGAUUUUACGUUUAAAUAUAACGCGUGGUAAAGGUUUACUUUGCAAGAAUAUUAUGGCUCUUCAGUUUGCUUCAAGUGAUAAAACUCAUAUUUAUGCUUUGUUUAUUUCCCUUAUCUACCUUGAGUUUCCAGACGUAGGAGGGUUACUCUUGGUACGAUGUCUUCAGCAGUUUAAAGUUGCAAAUAAAACAAGAGAAAAAUGUGAAUACUUAACAUCAAUUCUAUUUGUAUCAUACUUGAUUAUUAAUGAUGUUGUUUCACCACUUAUGGCUGUUAAACUAUUGACAUUUCUUAUCAAAUUACCGUCACAAAAUUCAAUUGAUGCAGCAUUUGUGAUUUUAAAUACAUGUGGACAUAAAUUGAGUAAUCAAAAUAAACAGGAAAUCGAAAACCUUAUAAACUUAGCUGGAUAUAGUACUUCGGCAUUCAACAUGCGGUUUGGCAAUAAGAUUCGACGUAUGAUACAAAUAAUAAUGAAAACAAUUACGCUUAAAAAUGUAUUGAAAUUCAAGAAACCAGCUGUGACAAAAUUUAGGAUGCCUUUUAAUAUUUCCUUGGAAAAUAAUAUCAAUCCAGAAUUGGAUUUGGACUAUUAUUCUUACGAUCCAUAUUAUGCAUCUGCUGAAGAACUGUACGAAUUAUUUCGAAAACAAGUUCUAGAAUCUGAUGAUAGAGAUGAAUACAUAUUAAUGUAUGAUACUAAAUCCUAUGGUAAAAAAAAUAAGACACAAAAUAAAUAUGUGAUUAAGUUCUCAGGAAAUCCAAAAAUAGAUAAAAACUCGAAAUCAUUAAAAGAAUUAGUACAAGUCAUGAUGGACUCAUCAACAUUUAAGUACGAAAAUUGUGCUUCUCAAUUAAUGAAAAUAAAAUUGAAUCCUGGCCAAGAAAUGGAAAUUUGCAUUAUGUUUUUUGAACUUUGUUUUGAGCGUGAUUCAUAUAAUGAGCAUCUAGGACACAUAACACAAAUAUUUUGUCAGCUAAACAGACUUCUAAUUGAACCGUUAGAAAAAUUGUUUGUUGACACCUACACUAUUGUCAAUAGUUUUGACACGAUAAAAUUACAUAAUGUUGCAAAAUAUUUUGCUCAACUGCUAUACAGUGAUACAAUUUCUUGGAAGGUUUUGUCAGCUAUACAACUGAAUGAAGUUGAAACAACAGCUUCUACUGGUAAUUUCGUCAAGCAUUUGUUUCUCGAGUUGUACGAACAUAUGGGAGAACAACAAUUGAAUGAAUGUGUUGAGGAUCCUUCGUUGAAAAAUGCAUUUGAAGGAAUUUUUUUUGGAAGUAGAUAUAACCCAAACUUUUCUGUUGAGUUUUUUUCAUCUAUUGGUUUGAGUGGCUUAAUUUAUACAUUUGAAAACUCAUUAAUUUUCUGA
This is a messenger RNA of Melanaphis sacchari, 1620 nucleotides long. RefSeq names its product pre-mRNA-splicing factor CWC22 homolog. Gene Ontology annotation, molecular function: protein binding; RNA binding. Gene Ontology annotation, cellular component: catalytic step 2 spliceosome. NCBI's taxonomy places the organism in Eukaryota, Metazoa, Arthropoda, Insecta, Hemiptera, Aphididae. Gene Ontology annotation, biological process: mRNA splicing, via spliceosome. The transcript is spliced from 11 exons. The record is from RefSeq and is a predicted model, not a curated record. Bases 1 to 1620 code for a protein of 539 amino acids.